AUGGCUAACAAACCUCAUGGCGGGGUCCUCAAGGACUUGUUAGCAAGGGAUUCUCCACGACAUGACGAGCUGGAAGCUGAGGCGGAGACCCUGCCUGCCAUUGUUCUUAAUGAAAGGCAACUCUGCGAUCUGGAAUUGAUUAUGAACGGUGGCUUCAGCCCCCUCGAAGGCUUCAUGAACGAGAAGGAUUACAAUGGCGUCGUCACAGAUGUCCGACUAGCAGACGGGAAUGUUUUCAGCAUUCCAAUCACUCUUGAUAUAUCCGCAGAGGACAUCCAAGAGUUUGGUGUGAAGCCAGGAGCUCGGGUUACCCUCCGAGAUUUCAGAGAUGACCGCAAUCUAGCGAUCCUGACCGUAGAUGACGUUUACAAGCCCGACAAGCUAAAGGAAGCAAAGGAAGUUUUUGGCGGUGAUGAAGAACAUCCUUCAAUCAAGUACCUGUUCAAUAAGGUUGAGGAGUUUUAUGUUGGAGGAAAAGUUGAAGCUGUGAAUAAGCUCAACCAUUAUGAUUAUGUAGCUCUGAGAUUUACGCCCGCUGAAUUGCGAUCCCACUUUGACAAGCUCGGUUGGACGAGGGUUGUUGCUUUCCAAACAAGAAACCCUAUGCAUAGAGCCCACCGUGAAUUAACAGUCCGAGCUGCUCGUGCCCGCCACGCAAACGUCCUGAUCCACCCAGUCGUUGGUCUCACCAAGCCAGGUGACAUUGAUCAUUUCACCCGUGUGCGUGUCUACGAGGCUCUUUUACCCAGAUACCCCAACGGAAUGGCUGUCCUCGGUCUUCUUCCCCUUGCUAUGCGAAUGGGUGGUCCCCGUGAAGCAAUCUGGCACGCUAUUAUUCGCAAAAAUCAUGGCGCCACACAUUUCAUCGUCGGACGAGACCAUGCUGGCCCAGGAAAGAAUUCCAAGGGCGUCGAAUUCUACGGCCCUUAUGACGCCCAGCACGCCGUUGAGAAAUACAAGGACGAAGCUGGAAUCGGUGUCGUAGAAAUCCAGCAGGUCACUUAUCUCCCAGAUACCGACGAGUACAAACCCGUCAAUGAAGUGUCCGCAGGCACCAAGACCCUGGACAUUAGCGGCACGGAGCUUCGAAAACGCCUCCGUACCGGCGGCCACAUCCCCGAAUGGUUCUCAUACCCAGAGGUGGUCAAAGUACUUCGCGAAUCAAACCCUCCCAGAUCAACACAGGGUUUCACCAUCUUCCUCACUGGCUACCAAAACAGCGGCAAGGACGCCAUCGCCCGUGCCCUUCAAGUCACGCUAAAUCAGCAAGGCGGUCGCUCCGUCUCCCUCCUCCUCGGCGACACGGUGCGCCACGAACUCUCCUCCGAACUUGGCUUCUCCCGUGAAGACCGCCAUAAGAACAUUCAGCGCAUCGCCUUCGUGGCCGCCGAGCUCACCAAAGCCGGCGCCGCCGUCAUCGCCGCUCCGAUCGCCCCGCACGAGUUCAGUAGAGAGGCAGCGCGCGAUACCAUUUCGGCGGUCGGAAGCUUCUUCCUUGUCCACGUCGCGACGUCGCUGGAGUAUGCUGAGAAGACUGAUAAGCGAGGCAUUUAUGCGAAGGCGAGACGCGGGGAGAUCAAGGGAUUUACUGGCGUGGAUGAUCCCUAUGAGACUCCCAAGGCUGCGGACCUCACUGUUGAUCUUGAGAAGCAGACCGUACGGGCUAUUGUGCAUGAGAUCAUUCUGAUGCUUGAGAGCCAGGGAUUUUUGGAUAGAUCUUAG
Molecule: messenger RNA, 1722 nt
Organism: Histoplasma mississippiense
Lineage: Eukaryota; Fungi; Ascomycota; Eurotiomycetes; Onygenales; Ajellomycetaceae
Product: sulfate adenylyltransferase
Exons: 5
Coding region: 1-1722 (573 amino acids)
Biological process (GO): sulfur amino acid metabolic process
Cellular component (GO): cytoplasm
Molecular function (GO): sulfate adenylyltransferase (ATP) activity; adenylylsulfate kinase activity; ATP binding
Source: RefSeq, a predicted model, not a curated record